This is a messenger RNA of Epithele typhae, 498 nucleotides long. RefSeq lists its product as uncharacterized. The record is from RefSeq and is a predicted model, not a curated record. Lineage: Eukaryota; Fungi; Basidiomycota; Agaricomycetes; Polyporales; Epitheliaceae. Bases 1 to 498 code for a protein of 165 amino acids. The transcript has a single exon.
AUGUUACUCAUCCCCGUAAUCAGCUUCGUCUCGCUCGUCUUUGGGCGGCCCACUGGUACGCCCCUGAUGGUCCGCACCCCCGCCUCCUCCCUCGAGCCCGGCACCCUACUUGGGCGACAUUACAUCAUCACCGGCCAGCACGCCAUCCACACCUCUUCCACCCCCCACCUCGCUCGCGCCGACCCCGCACCCUCCGAACGCAAGUCCCGCUCCGUGCCCUUCCCCAAGUACCUCCAAGACCGCUCGGACGCCCAUUGGGCACACGCGCCGCGGGCCGCGUCCGUCGACGAUCUCAUCCCUCCUGGGACGGAAGCGAACUACGUGUCGCACGUGGGCCCGUUCGUGCCCUCCGAUGCGAGUGAGGGCCCUCCCUACGGCCCCCCGCCUGUGGUUGCGUACACGCCGCCGUCGAACUACACGGCGGCCGCGUCGCCGAAGAAGAUGAUCAAGGCCAAGGGGCUCAAAGUCGCCGGGCCACACUCAGCGAGCGCGCUCUGA